CUCCUUCUGCUUCAGGGGAAGGCCAGCGCCCUCUUGCACCAUCGCCCGUCUUCACGCCGACGCCUCUCCCGCUGCUGUGAGAUCCCCAAAGUCUGGAGGCGAUCUGCUGCGCAGCCGUUGGCGCGAGCCGCAAAUCUCUCAUUGACGCCCCGGCCUCCUGUGCUGGGACCAGCGCAUGCAGUGCACGUUCUCACCACUGACACUGACGACCCGGCCUGACUCUGCUCUGCACGCCCUCAUGGCCUGUUAACAUCGUUUUGUUGCAGUUGCACUUGCAACGUCCGCUGGCCUCCUCCCUCACCACUGCCUCCCCGGAGCAGCUCGCGACUGUUGACUUCCUUCCGCUUUGGGCCAAGAUCAUCGCCAUGGAUCCCACCACCUUGGUCACUUUCAUGUUCAGAGCCCCUCCGGACGUCAAAAUCGUUGAGCUGCUCGGCUCGUGGGACAACUUCGAAGUGCCAUAUCGCAUGCACCACGACCGCUUACGAGGCUCCGACUUCUACACGGGUUGCUUCAAGUUCGAGAAUAUCAUCUUCGACGGCGAGGUGGUGCUACGAGACAAACCACGAACCGGAGGCUUGAAGCAAGGUUCGACCUACUGGUACUACUAUCGCCUCGACUAUGCCAACGAUGCCUUCGACGACCGGCUACCCAACACGACCGGUUGUCCGCUCCUGCCCGGGCAAGCCGUCAACGUGAUGGAAGUGCCCUGCGAGGUGCAAGAGCCGCCUUCGAGGAGCCACAGUGCUUGUGGGUACGACAUUGUCGGUAGUCUCACAGAUUUCACUGAACGCAAGACUCUGGAUCCCGCCGACAAAUAUGCACAUGUGGAGCGUCCGCCCAUAUCGAAGGUGCACUCUCGAUGCAUGUCUGAUGAUCAACUGGAUGGGCGACUCGAAGGACAACUACGGAUCACUGUCGAACGAGCAGUCUCUCCGAUAUCCGCGACACACUCCCGUGAAGGUGCCCCAGAGUCCCGGCCAGUGUCUCCCGCGACCAGAGACUCUGCCAAAGCAUUGUCGCAUAAGUCGUUCGAGGACGCUGGCAGCUCAAAGCUUGAUCCGCUGGACCCAUCUCCGACCGUUGCCAGCAGAACGGCGAGCGACGACAAGGCUGACGGCCAAGCUCAACGAUCCACGCCGCAAUCGAAAGCGUCUUCAUGCUAUGAGUAUCCCGAAGCAUAUGCUGCGCCCCUCGGAUCAAUGGAAGCGUUGGGAGCGGCUCUCUUCGCUUCAAGCAACGCUCAACCAAUCCAACCCGCUCGCUCUCGAGCAUCACAUGGCACGAACGCCUUAAGCAGACGACGACGGGACUCCACCUUGAGCUGCGGCCCGGCCUCAGUGCAGAAUGUCCAAUUCUAUGGGUCGCGACCAGGAACGAGUGUGAACGAGAGUGACGAUGUAUACCAGCCACGAACGUAUUCGAUCCCGAAUUCGAACCUCAGCGACGGAAGUCCAGCAGCAUCACCCUUAUCGGCAACAUUCUUGCCUUCGAACGCUCACGACCAACCGGAUCAUGCGCAAAAGAGCAAUAGUGCUCCCGAAAGCAUUGACGGCUGUUCCGCGAUAGACGAGCUUUCAUCUCCAACAUUCACGGCAAGCACCGUGAGCACUGGCGGCCACAACACGCCAUUUCAGCUGUCAUCACACGACGACCGCGACUUCGGGUACUCGUACAACAUCAGUGCUGGAGAUGAUCCUGAUGAGGCGUCCGCGAUGCUUGACGAAAGCGAUCUGAGACGCCGACCAAGUCUCUUCGAAAGAGGUUUGGCCAGACUGAGACCACCUUUCGGUCUCAACUAUUCUUUACCAAGCAUAUUAUCAGACAGCAACCAGUCCCUCGCGAAGACGAUCACAGAUCACUCUAGACGAGCCUCAGAGGAAGAUACGCCAUCGCUUCCACUGCCAUCCAUCGCGCGGGAUGACGAAGGAUCAAUGGCCGAGGCCAUUUUCAGCGAACUCGGAUUUCUUAGCAGCAGCAUCACUUGAAGCGAGCACAAAAAGGGAUUUUUCUUAUCGGCAUACUGCAUUGUGGGCGUACAUCAGCAUCUGAGCGACGCGUUGGAUUUAGCGAAAACCUGUACAUUAUCAUCAUGAAGUAAUGUCUGACAUGCCCGCCGUAAACAAGAACAACGGCCAGGGCGCACGUGCUUGCGUGCAUAGAAAGGUCCGCUGUGUGGGUGGACGAAUCAGACAGGAUCGGGAGAAGAAACGAUGGAAGGAUCGGCGGAAAGCGAUUGCGACUAUCGAAACUGCAAAUAAAUUUGCCCAACUACCAAUGUAGCCGAAGCGAUCGAAAGAGUCAAAUA
Cercospora beticola is the source of this 2308-nucleotide messenger RNA. RefSeq lists its product as uncharacterized. The record is from RefSeq and is a predicted model, not a curated record. NCBI's taxonomy places the organism in Eukaryota, Fungi, Ascomycota, Dothideomycetes, Mycosphaerellales, Mycosphaerellaceae.